CGCCGACCCCCCCGCGCUGCCGGGCGCCGGGGCCGGGCGGCGCGGGUCGGGGCGGCACCGGGCGGGCAGGGCGCUGCCCCUGCAGGCGGCCCGCGCGGAGCUGGGCGCGAUCCUGGAGACCGAGGUCCUGCCCGCGACGGCCCGCGCGCGGCUGCAGGCGGUCGACAGGAGGCUGCGCGACGCGGAGGCCGAGGCCCACGAGGCGGAGGAGCACCGCGGGCGGUGGCUGACGCAGCAGUGGAGGCAGCUGCUGACGCGGGCCGGCGGCGACGAGGGUAGCGACGCGAAGCAGGCGAACAUGGAGGAGCUCGCGAGCGG
Molecule: messenger RNA, 318 nt
Organism: Prorocentrum cordatum
Lineage: Eukaryota; Dinophyceae; Prorocentrales; Prorocentraceae
Source: the annotation of a GenBank genome assembly